AUGGGCGCCGUCGAGCAGCUGGUUUACGCUGAGCUGCAGGCGCGAAUAAUCAGGAACAAGUAUUCUCCCAGUCCAGAGGAGCGUGAGACCUUGGAAAAGUGUCGCUCGAAAGCGCUACGAAGCGCCUUUUUCGGAGGAGGAGCAGCGGCCGUAAUAGCGUGGCUUUUCCUUUCGCGGCCGUUGAGCACAAGCUGGGGCGCUCUUGGCCUCCUGCGGUUUAACCUAUGGCGCCAGAGUCCACUUGGCAGAAACGGCGGGGGUUGGCAGAGUAGAUCCUCUGGGUCUGUCGCGCCUGACUCGCUAGGCAGGUCGGGAUUCGGCGAAACCGGUGGGUCUCCGAGCAGCGGCCCUGCUGCCGAUGCCGGACCGCAUCCUGAGGGAUCACAAACACUUCCGCACAGCGCUGCUUCCAGAGUGACUAGAGCGGAUCGAGCCCCCGCCUGGAGGAGAGGCGUCCUCGUGACGUGUGGCACCUUGAUAGGGGCUUACUAUGGAGCCCAGCGCACCGGCACGUACUGCCUGGAGGACCUGCUUGCUCUUGGCCCACGCUCUGCUAUGGCGAACGAGAUUCGCUUCAUUCUCCAGGAUGCGAAGCAGUCCCUGGAGCUCGUUGGCAGCAGCCCAAACUACUCAAGUACGGCCGCGGAGUCUGGCGAACUUGCGGACGGAGCGUCGUCGCCGGAACUUGCCGCGAAUGAAGACGCUCCCAUGGCCGGGCCAGGGCGCACUGGUGCGGGUCUGCUUACGGAGAGGGCAAUGAAAAUCCUCCAACAGAGUAUUCGUCGCGACGAGAUUGAGCACUGGCUGCGGCAACAUGACACAACAGCUCCAUUCGACAAUGAUCAAGUUUCGCUUGAGAUAGAGACGCCGUGGCAGCUCGAGACAGAUAGAGCCAGCGGCUCUGCAUGGCAUGCGACCGAUGCACCCGGGACGCUCUCGGUGGAAGAUACGCCAAGCGCUCGAGCUGAGGAUUCGCUAACUGUGGGGUUUGGCAGAAGCCGCCCCGACGGAGGUGCUGUGGCGGGUUUGCGCCCUCGAAUCGGUCCAUCGUUGCCAGAGCGACCGGUUUCGAGCGUUGCACCCAAGAGACGAGAGGCAGUCCGCGGUGGAGAGUUACCGAACCUUGUCGAAUCCCAGGUGCAGAGCCGUACAGAUAUAUUAAGCGCAAGCGAUGCCCAUGCGAACGACGGUGUGGACGAUUCUGUUGAAGACCAGGUACCGGGCCGUGUCCCGUGGUCAGUUCAAACGGCGGAACCGAAGCCUUCAUUGGCCGACGAAGUGCGCAAAGCCGAAUGA
Messenger RNA from Cyanidioschyzon merolae strain 10D, 1296 nucleotides. RefSeq lists its product as hypothetical. The coding region runs from base 1 to 1296 and encodes 431 amino acids. The record is from RefSeq and is a predicted model, not a curated record. Lineage: Eukaryota; Rhodophyta; Bangiophyceae; Cyanidiales; Cyanidiaceae. The transcript has a single exon.